This is a messenger RNA of Solea senegalensis (Senegalese sole), 5429 nucleotides long. RefSeq names its product TBC1 (tre-2/USP6, BUB2, cdc16) domain family, member 1 (gene tbc1d1). NCBI's taxonomy places the organism in Eukaryota, Metazoa, Chordata, Actinopteri, Pleuronectiformes, Soleidae. The record is from RefSeq and is a predicted model, not a curated record. The coding region runs from base 138 to 4298 and encodes 1386 amino acids. The transcript is spliced from 23 exons.
CUCACGCUCUCGGUACGUGCGUGCAUGUUGUUGCUCUCUCACACUUGUAUCUCACACUUCUACCGCUUAACUCAUCAAGCAGGACUAACCGUGGACAGAUACAGUGAAGGCAGGCGACCCUUUCGGGCCAUGUAAACAUGGAAGGGCUCUACUUUGAAGUGAAGCCCAAGAGAGGUGAAUCAUGCAACACAGAAGGCUCUGAGAGACCCAGAGCUGAUCUGACUCCAAACCGCCAGUCAUGUCCGUCAUUUUCACAUCUCACCUCUUCCACAAAAAACGUCUAUGCUGCGAAGAGGACUGCAACAUGGGCGGGAAAGAUGGUGGAAAUGGGAGAGGAACCGGAGGUACAGUACAGACUGACAUUGAUUGGUUCUCUGACAGUCCACCACCUCACCACCAUGGCCAUGCUGCCCUGGGUGGUGGCUGAGAUCGCCAGGUCUCAGCCAACAAAGAAGGAGCCAGAAACAGGGAUACAGUCCAUACAGCCCGGACAAUGGAACCGUUCCACCUCCAGUCAUUUGGUUUCUCUUCACGUGUCGGCAUCGUGGGUGCAAUGUGUGUCUGUUUUGGGAGAGGGAGUCGUCUGGGAUCCUCUUACACAUACAGUGCUGUUUGAAUGUCGUCCACACCAGGUGACUAAACUCAUUCACAACAGCCAGGAGCCCAGCAGCUUUGGCUGCCUGGUCAGAAAGACGCCAUACUGUGCCUGCUAUGUCUUCCAGUGCCAGGACAGCACCAAGGUCCCUGAGAUCAUCAGUACGCUGAGGCAAGCUGGCAAGAGCUCCUCACGCAACAGUGAUAUCACCAGCACUUCCAACAAAACUUCCACUGGAGGCAGUGAUUCCUCUGAACCAUGCUCUUCACAUGUCGCUGCAAUGACGACCUCCGUGGCACCCACUGCUGCUGUGUCACCAACAGCUUUUGCCAAAAAGUUCGAGGUACUUUUUUGUGGCCGUGUGAGUGUCGCUCACAGGAAAGCCCCGCCUGCUCUCAUUGAUGAGUGCAUUGAGAAGUUUAGCCAGUUACAUGGCUCAGGGACGACUGAUAAAGGUGGAAAUGGCAAGGGAUUGGUGGAUGGGUUGAGGAGGGCAUUAAGCUUUCAGUCCAAUGGACUGGGAAGCAGUGCUGUUGGUGAUGGUGCCUCAGCGAGUCCCACCACCAGCAAGCGACUUGUCUUGUUCAAGCAAGACCCCAGUUUUCCCUGUCUGCAUGCCCUGGAUGAGAACGGGCUUUCACCUGAAAUUUCUCACAACAACACUACUGAAGCACUUUCCCGCUCCAUUGAAGUACAGCCCACCAGCCUGCAGGAGAACAGGACCAUGCUGUUUACGGUUGGCAGGUCUCAGAUCUUCUUGGUUAGUCCAGACACUAAGAAAGUUGCCAUAGAGAAGAGUUUCAGAGAAAUCUCUUUCUGCUCACAGGGUAUUCGACACGUGGAUCACUUCGGCUUUAUUUGCAGAGAGAUGGUGGAAGGAGGGAGCUGCCAAUUUGUUUGCUAUGUCUUCCAGUGUACCGAUGAAUCACUGGUGGACGAGAUCAUGCUGACUUUGAGGCAGGCGUUCUCUGUAGCAGCCCUGCAGCAGAAUGCAAAGACCCAGAACCAGCAGUGUGACAGCUGUCCCAUGCAGCAGCUUCACAGACUGUGUGAGAGGAUAGAAGGUCUACACCCAUCUAAAACCAAACUGGAGCUUCAGAGACAUUUGGCCACUCUGGACAAUCAUACACAAGCAUCAGUGUUUGAAAACACAAUGAGGGCUCGCCCCAAGAGUGAUCAAGAAGAGAAUGAGUUGGUGAUGGCCUCACUGAGGAAUCUGUAUGAGGAGAAACAGAGGAGCCAUCAGCACAUACUGCCUGGGGACAGCAAACAAGGGUGUGAGAAGGCAGCUCUAGUGCCUGUUGAGGUGCAGCAGCAGAGUAGCAGCCGGCAGCGACUUGAGCAGUUCAAGAGCCGAGCCAAGCGAUCUCUCACUGAGUCCCUGGAGGGCAUUUGGAAGGGGAGCAGCAAGGCCAGGGUUCACAGAGACAACAGUGAAGGAAGUGACAGCAACUCUUCCAUCUGUACUGUCAACAGCACCCAAUCCUGCAUAGAUGACCCUUUGUCCGCCUCCUCCCAGUUAUCACUCUCCAGCCCACUCAGGAACCACAACUCAACGGGAGACCUGAAGUGUCUUCAGACCUCCCUCCACCUGUCCCCCUCUUCUUCCUCUUUACCUGGUGAUGCUCAGCCACAGGGUUUUCGCCGACGGGCCAGUACCUUCAGCCACUCUCCCACUUCCUCCUCAGGACUUGAGUACUCCCCAGUGCACACACUAACUCACACUCCACAGGACCCCACUGCCGUUACCAAGCCCAAGCUCGUACGACACUACUCCGUCAGCACUGACACGCCCCACCAGAGCAAAUAUGCCCCAACCAGCUCCAUCCUUCCUCCUGUUUCUCCCUCCAAUUCAUCCCCCUCUCUUCUGCUUGCGCAUCAUCCUUCCUCCCCUUCUUCUGGAGCCCGUCUCAAUAAAAGAAGCACUCUGGUUGGUCUGCGUGCUCGUCUCCACUCCUCUUCCUCUGUUCCUAAUUUUCUAAAAUUUCACUUUCUGGCCCCUGUCCAUGAGAACGAUUUUCCAGAACCAAAGAGCAGGGAUGUGGCAGCUCUCUCUACACCAAAUUCAGCCGGCGGGUUAGGGGGAAGCCCUCUGUGCAGUCGUCGCCACUCGUGGAGGCAACAGAUUUUCCUUCGGGUCGCCACACCUCAGAAGAACACGGACAUCAGUGAGCGAACAGAAUGCUGUCUGGACAGGGGGCGAGUAUGUGUGGGCCAGGUGGCAGUUGGAGGAAAUAUAGACAUGAGAGUGGUGACUGAGGAAAGGACAAAAAGGAACAAAGAGGAGCUCAGAGAUCUUUGGAGGAAGGCCAUCCUGCAGCAAAUCCUGUUGCAGAGGAUGGAGAGGGAGAACCAGAAACUGUUGGCCUCAGAAAGCAACCUACAGAACAAGCGCCUAAAGCUGGACUAUGAGGAAAUCACCCCAUGUCUGAAGGAGGUCACUCUGGUGUGGGAGAAGAUGCUGGGAACUCCUGGGCGAGCAAAGGUCAAAUUUGACACAGAGACCAUACAUGCUGCUGUUGCACAAGGAGUCCCUAGGCAGCAUCGCGGGGAGAUCUGGAAGUUUCUCUCUGAGCAGUAUCUGCUCAGGCAGACUGUGCCGUCCCGACCACCUGCCAAUCACACUCCAUACAAAGAGCUGCUGAAACAGCUCACCUCGCAGCAACACGCCAUCCUCAUAGACCUGGGUCGCACUUUUCCUACUCAUCCUUAUUUCCAAGCCCAGCUGGGGGCAGGACAGUUGUCUUUGUACAACAUACUGAAAGCCUACUCACUGCUGGACCCUGAGGUGGGCUACUGCCAAGGUCUGUCCUUCAUUGCGGGAGUACUGCUGUUACACAUGGGGGAAGAGGACGCCUUCAACAUGCUGAAAUUUCUAAUGUAUGACAUCGGGAUCCGUAAACAGUACAGGCCUGACAUGUUUAUCCUCCAGAUUCAGAUGUACCAGCUGUCGCGGCUGCUUCAUGACUACCACAGGGAUCUUUACACCCACCUGGAGCAGCAAGAAAUCGGACCCAGCUUAUAUGCCACCCCAUGGUUCCUCACUGCCUUCGCCUCGCACUUCCCCCUCGGCUUCGUGGCCAGAGUCUUUGAUAUGUUGUUCCUGCAAGGGUCAGAGGUCAUCUUCAAAGUGGCCUUGAGUCUGCUGGGAAGCCACAAACCUCUGAUCCUGCAGCACGACAACCUCGAGUCCAUCGUUGACUUCAUCAAGACCACCCUGCCGAACCUGGGUCUGGUGCAGAUGGAGAAGACCAUUAAUCAGGUUUGUGAGAUGGAUUUGUCCAAGCAGCUCCAAGCUUAUGAGGUAGAGUACCACGUCCUCCAGGAUGAGCUGCUGGACACGCCCCCAACUCUCAACCAAAACCAGCGAGCCGCUCAGCUGGAGAGAACCAACCAGAGCCUGCGACAGCAGAACAUGGACUUGCUUGAGGAGCUACAGGUAUCCCAUGCUCGUGUGCACAGUCUUGAGAGUCAGUUGGAGGCUUUGGUCCACUCUGAGGGUCGACUGAAAGAGCAAGUUUCCGCACUGGAGGAGGAGAAGCAGCAGCUGCUGAGCACGGUCGCGCGCCUCCAGGACCUCUUCAUCAACCUUGGCUUACAAAACUCCCUCGAUGGACAGACACUGACUUCACCUACUGAAAGGCACUCAGCAGCAGCAAAGACAAACAGAACUGGGGACUCCCUGCUUCCAGAGGGUUCUUAACUACAUAUGAUAAAUGUAAAAAAAAAAAACGUAAAGUCAACCAGAGGAGAAGCUGCCUGGUGAAGACUCUGGAAGAGGGAGGCGUUUGUCCUCUUCCAGGCUCAAGAAUGUUUUAAUAACAAAACAGGUUACAACCAAAAUGUGUGAGGGAAAAAUGAAAGUAUGGCGUGCUUGAGUCCUGUAAUUCCACAAAUGCCCUGGUCCAGGUCUCUAACAAAUGUAAAUAAAUGUUUGACCAGUCGUCCCCAAAGAAAGCACUGUCUCCCUGAGCCUGUGCUGUGAAAACAAAGCAGUUACAUUUGCACCUGUACUUGUAUGUUUGUAUCUUUUAAUGUUUGUGAGUGGUGUCGCUCAUGUGUUUUAGAGGGUUAGUCAAACUGUGCCGUGCGGAACAAGACUCAAAUAUCCCAAAGACUGACUGUAUUAUAUGUAAAACAAGCUGAAAGUCUCCGACGAUAUCCUGAAACGAUAUGUUAUGGAUCAUCCUGAUGCUCUGUUAGUAAGGAGAAUGAAAGUGACGUACAGUAUUUGCAGAAAAGUGAUCAGAAAGUGAAAUGAAGGGACGAGUGAGGAUUGUGGGGUUUUUUUUUGUCUGAUAACCCAAUCUGAAUGAACCUUUAUUUAAAUAAUGUAAGAUCCUGGUCAGGAUGGUGGUUCUCAUAUUCAGAGGUCUUUCCUUCUUUAUAGUCUUCCACAGUUUCCCGAUCCAGUGCUUUUUAAAUGACAUUGAGUUACAGUAGCCGACAGGAAGAGUCACACAAUAAAUCCAGUCCAUUUCACAUCCUGUUUUUCACCUUUGGAUAUGCGCUGAUUCGCCAGAGUAGGAAGGGGAAUGGAUGCCGUUUCAGCAGAAGACUUGAAACAGUUGCUGUGAUCCUUUUUUUGUGAGACCUAAGUACACACAAACCUUUUUUUUUUUUUCUUUCUUGUGAGUGCCUGAUUGAUUACUUGUCGCUGCAAAACAAACGUGUAUGUAGACUUCAGUUCUGGAGACCUGUGCUGCUGCUGAGACACUCUGUAAAUCAUUUACUGUAUUCAACACACUGAAAUCAUUCAACCGAGUGUCUGUCUGUGUGUCUUUGUGCGCCUAUGCACUCCACUGAUUUACACUGUAAAGUCAUUUUGCUCUUA